This is a messenger RNA of Linnemannia hyalina, 786 nucleotides long. Lineage: Eukaryota; Fungi; Mortierellomycota; Mortierellomycetes; Mortierellales; Mortierellaceae. The record is from the annotation of a GenBank genome assembly.
AUGUGGUCAUACCCCAAAGGAUUCGAGUACCCCGACGGCGCAACAACCCCCACCAGCAACAACAAUGCGACUCCUGAUCGGAGAGCCCCACAACAGCAAGAACCCAGGGCGACCCAUGCGCGAUCAGAAUCAUCUACCUUCCCCUCCUUUCGAUCCUCUUCGUCCUCAUCGUCAUCCCACCGCCACGACCAACCCACUCCCCACAACGAGGACGGCCAUCGCCACAACCAUCAGCACCAACAACAACAACAAUACCAACAACAUCGAGAGAUGGAGCGUCAUCCAGCCACCUCCUUGGCGACUAUUCUAAACGACCAGCCUGGACAAAGCUCCUCAGUUGGCCGUCACUCGCCUCCUACAGCUCAAUCGCAACAGCGACCAGCUUAUUUCUCGCAUCGCCCUCAUUCCCAAUCCCUCUCGCAUAUCCACUCCUACCCAUCCUCACAUCUUCACCACCCUCAGCAACUGCAUCAAAACCUCCAGCAACAACACCUCCAGCAUCUUCAUCAAAAACAACAGCAGCACCACCAGCAACAUCUCCACCAGCAACCACAACAUCCUUUGUCAACCUCGUCCACAUUCCCACACGACCACCGUCACCCUCACCCUGCCCCCACCCACGAACACGACGGAACAGGACACUGCUGUGACGCAAUGAUCGAGAUUCAACAGCUCCGACAAGAACGUGAUUGGUACCGCUCCCUCGCCGAGAAGACGAACGACGGUAGCAGUAGUGAUAGCAGUAACAGCAACCAAUUCAACGGAAGAAUGAUCACCUCCCCCUGA